AUGGAUAUGUCAAGUGCCCAGGUGUUGUCAGACCUGCCCCAACUUCUGAGGGACUACAAAAACGAUCGCUUCAAACACCUCGCUUUCUCCAUGGUCAAGACCGGCUUUCAUAAGUGGGGCUUUGUUGUCUAUCGCUGCACCUACGACGAUGACGACCUUUGGAACCGCUACCUCGCGCAGCUCAAAGAUAAUUGCCGCUAUCACCUCGAAAAAUACCGUGUUGAUAAGCUCUUGGAACAGUACCUUGACUGGGUUGUUGUUGAGAACAGAGAUACGCUAGACAAUGCCUCUAGGCCGACGAUAAGGCAACAUUUCCAAAAAUGGGUCUCCUCUCAACGAGCCGUCGCCUGGGAAGACGAACAUCCCGGCAUUUCUGACCUUCCUCGCUUCAAAUACUGCUUGUAUGUCGACAAGAAGUGCCUUGACACUCUGGAGCCCUCACAGCGAGACGUUCAUCCCAGAUUUAGAGAGGCAGGGACACCACUGGUCGUCGCAAUCAUUGAUAGGCAAUGGACGCCGAACCGCAGGGGCAAAGACAACCCUAUGGAUGAAGGGGGGUUUCCCCCAAUUGAUGGCAGCGACCGCAGAUACGUCGGUUGGAGGUGGCAAAAUUCGAUCUACCUGUCAAUGCUGUACAGCGGACUUUGGUGGUGUGAUUUGGAUGACGAAAUCAGCUAUAAGAGACCGCCUGCCAUCAAUCCUGUGGGGAGGGAAUCAAUGCCCGAGUGA
Molecule: messenger RNA, 729 nt
Organism: Colletotrichum truncatum
Lineage: Eukaryota; Fungi; Ascomycota; Sordariomycetes; Glomerellales; Glomerellaceae
Source: RefSeq, a predicted model, not a curated record